Messenger RNA from Trichomonas vaginalis G3, 312 nucleotides. RefSeq lists its product as uncharacterized. The coding region runs from base 1 to 312 and encodes 103 amino acids. The record is from RefSeq and is a predicted model, not a curated record. The transcript has a single exon. NCBI's taxonomy places the organism in Eukaryota, Parabasalia, Trichomonadida, Trichomonadidae.
AUGGAUGAAAAGCAGUUAAAGGACGUAUGGACAAAUGUAACUUAUCAAGACCAAUUUUCAAAAAUAGAAAAAGCAUUAAGAUGCUGUGGUUAUUCCAAUGUUUUAAUGUCAGCAUCAGGAAAGUGCGUAUAUACAACUGUAUGCCAAGAAGUUUUCAGCAAUGAAGAAAGCUAUCGUAGAACUGCAACAAUAAUUCUCGUUUUCUCUUCAAUUUUAUUCCAAAUUUAUAACUACCACGCUAUAUAUACCAUCUCUGGCCCACGAAAAGUCAAGCCAAGUGAAUUUGAAGACUUAAUUGAAUCUGCACAAUAA